GCAAGGGCAGCGGCGCGGCGGCCCGUCCCUCGGCUCCGGGGUAGGCUGAGACGGGAGGGUCCUCGGCUAAAGCCAAAAGCCGAUCAAAGUGGUGGGACUCGCGCCGCGGCCGCGGAGACGUGAAGGCCGUCCGCACGCCUCCUCCCGAUCCGGGUCGGUGCUCGCCCUCGCUCUCCUCUCCGCGUCCCCAUGGAGAAGACGGAGCUGAUCCAGAAGGCGAAGCUGGCCGAACAGGCCGAGCGCUACGACGACAUGGCCACCUGCAUGAAGGCCGUGACCGAGCAGGGCGCCGAGCUGUCCAACGAGGAGCGCAACCUGCUCUCGGUGGCCUACAAAAACGUGGUCGGGGGCCGCAGGUCCGCCUGGAGGGUCAUCUCGAGCAUCGAGCAGAAAACCGACACCUCGGACAAGAAGUUGCAGCUGAUUAAGGACUAUCGGGAGAAAGUGGAGUCUGAGCUGAGGUCCAUCUGCACCACGGUGCUG
Leptonychotes weddellii (Weddell seal) is the source of this 483-nucleotide messenger RNA. The record is from RefSeq and is a predicted model, not a curated record. NCBI's taxonomy places the organism in Eukaryota, Metazoa, Chordata, Mammalia, Carnivora, Phocidae.